Molecule: messenger RNA, 1401 nt
Organism: Saccoglossus kowalevskii
Lineage: Eukaryota; Metazoa; Hemichordata; Enteropneusta; Harrimaniidae
Biological process (GO): lipid transport
Molecular function (GO): protein binding; lipid carrier activity
Source: RefSeq, a predicted model, not a curated record
UAUUGAUUCCCUGUCUGUGGAUGGUGUUUUGACUAUUAUGAUCACACCAGAAAAUGAUCUUCCAAAACUGUUCAUUGUAGUGAAUGGUUACAAUUUAAUUGGAGAUCAAACAUCCACUUUGGAAUUGACUAUGGAGCAGCGUCGUCUAGAGAAUGUCCAAUAUCAGGAUAUGAUAAUCACAGUUGGUGCUUGGGAUGUUGAUGUUGAGGAUGUACUUACUUUGUUAUUUGAGAUGCCAUUGCACGGUGAGUUAGAAAUAACUGAACAAAAACGCAACUUUACUUUCGUUGAUGCAAACUGUACUGAUGAUAACAGAGACAGUGGUUCUAUAUGGCAGCCUGAGUGGACACUAUUAGCAUAUCCAUGUGAUAUGACAAACCCGUAUGAAAUAAGUCGACAAGCCUGGGUAGCAAGCCUCAUCAGAUACCGUCCCAACGAUUAUUACUAUGGUAAUGAUGAGUUAAAAAUCACCACAAAAGAUUUUCUUGGAGCGAACUCUGAGAUUGUGACUGUGAAAUUGUAUAUCAUGGAAAAUAAAUGUUCCCAAAACGGGAAAUGUGUUGGACCAGAGUCUGAUCCAGACUGUACCAGUGAGGCACGUAGUGAGGGAUUUGAUUCUUUGGGAUAUGCAUGCAAUUGCUCUAUAGGAUAUGAAGGAAAGUACUGUGAAAGUGACUUUGAUGACUGUGCUUCAAGACCGUGUCAAUGGAACUAUACUUGUAUUGAUCAGGUGAACAGCCAUGUUUGUUACUGUGAAAAUGCCAAUUGGCCAUGUGCACAGUUGUUGUCAACCGGCCAGAUUGUUGGUAUAUCCAUUGGUGUGAUCGUUUUUGUUGCACUGAUAGGUAUCAUGGUAUUGAUUAUAUAUAGCAAACAACGACAAAAAAAACAUGGAAAGAUCAAGAAGGAUAAAAUAGCUAAAUUAACAAGUCAGUCUCAGGCUGGUUCUGGUGAAAUCUUUCCUAGGCAUAAAAUGUGGUUCCAAGAUGGAAGACCUGAGAUGCCGCAACCGAUGACAACUUUCAAGAACCCAAUGUAUGGUGCCACUGUGACUGAUAGUGGUAUGCCCAGUAAACCAGAAGAUGAUAGAUAUGUGAAAUCACCUGCUGGUGGUCUUGCUAGCAAGGACCCGAAGAGAAGUUCUCAGAAAUCAGAUAUAUCCUAUGAGAAUAUUGGUUAUGAGACAUUCCCGGAACCCGAUUAUAAUAACUAAUGCAAUGUUUUCUACUGUAAUUCAAUGCAAUUAAUAUUUGAUUUCAGUGUAUAAAUAACCCAAUAUUUUAGCCAGAAUUUUCCAAGGAAAUUUUAUUCUUCUACUUGACAUUCAUAAAGGGCAAUUGGUGUUGUACCAUGCAUUAGCCAGAUUUGGGCCUCAUAUGAAGAAGAUUGUUGAGAUGCAAU